CUACGCUUAUACGAGUCCAGUCUAGGUUCUGGUGCUGCCGAGUCGAGAGGUAUCCGACAACGACAGCAACAUUGUUUCCUCUCAGUUUAUAUAGUUCGAACGCUAUAACAAAAUUCGACAUAGUGUGAUGGUUUAGAGCAGUUGUCGCCUAAUUAACGAUGAGUGUCAACCAGAAGGGAGUGGUGAUGUCCGCUCUGGCGGCAGCCGUGGGUCUCUUGGUGGGUGGGCUGAUCGGCCAUUUUGGCACUCCCACAUCCUCCUCAAUCAUGACCAUUCCGGAGGAAGACCAGCAGAAAAUAAUACUCGUCGACAAGCUCGUGACCGACAAAUGGACGAAAGAAGUCGACCUGAAACAGCGGAUGAUCAACCUCGUCGACACGUCGAACCUCAGAGAGAACCUUAGAGAACUGACUUCCAAGCCCCACUUGGCGGCCUCGGAGAGAGACGACGAAUUGGCCCUGUUGAUCCACAAGAGGUUCGUCGAUGCAGGUUUCGAUUCCUCCGACAUGGUGCCCUACAGGGUUCUCCUGUCCGCGCCGGAUCCAGCUAAUCCGAAUUCGAUCACAAUCCACGACAAGGACGAUAAGGAAGUCUUCAGGACCAAGUACAAGGAAGUGGAAGUCCGGGACGGGGACGAUAGUCCGGACUUCGUCCAUGCCUUCACGGGAUACGCUCCAGCAGGUGACGUGAAGACCGCCCCGGGCGUGGGCGUGAUCUACGUCAACUAUGGGCGAGUGGAGGACUUCGACAAGCUGAAGGAGCUCGGGAUUGACGUCGCUGGCCACAUCGUCAUCGCCCGCUACGGGAAGAUCUUCCGCGGGAACAAGCUUCUGCACGCAGAACAGCGAGGGGCCGUGGGAGUUAUCCUCUUCUCUGAUCCAAAGGACGUGGCCCUUGAAGGAGUGCAGCCGCAGGAGGUCUACCCCAACACCUUUUGGCUCCCCGGAAGUGGCAUGCAGAGAGGAACGUCCUACAUGUUGGAAGGAGACCCCCUCACUCCUGGGUGGCCUUCUACAGAACAUGCUUACAGGCUCAGUGAGGAAGAAGCGCAACUCCCAAACAUACCUUGUCAGCCGAUCGGGUAUGACGACGCGAAGGUCAUAUUAGAAAAGUUGGGUGGACAGAAAGCCCCCGAGGACUGGGUAGGAGGUAUUGAGGGAGUGGCUUACAAUCUGGGACCUCAGAUGACUCAGGAGUUCCAGAACCACUCUAUUCGGCUGCAGACCCACAACUCGAGGAAGGUCUCCAGGUCUUACAACGUCGUGGCCACCAUCAAGGGAGAGGUCGAGCCAGACCGGUAUGUUCUGAUUGGCAACCACCGCGAUGCCUGGGGCUAUGGUGCAGCUGAUCCUUCCAGCGGCACAGCGCAGUUGUUAGAGACCGCCAGAGUGCUUGGAGAGCUAUUAAAACAGGGAUGGCGACCAAGGCGAACUCUUAUCUUCUGCAGCUGGGGAGCGGAAGAGUACGGACUCAUUGGCUCAACUGAAUGGGUUCAGGAACAUGUGGAGAAACUAGCGGAGCGAUCAGUGGUGUACAUCAACACAGACACCUGUGCCUCAGGGCCCAUCCUGAAUGUCCCUGCCAGUCCUCUGAUCUGGGAUGCUAUUCAGGACGUCUCCAAACUGGUUCCAGGAGUGAGAGAAGGCAAGACGGUCUAUGAGGAAAUGGCUGCUUAUCAUGCCCUUCGGAAUAAGUCUUCCCCUGAGAUGACAACACUAGGAGGGGGUAGCGACUAUGCCCCGUUUUCAUUCUAUUGUGGAAUCCCUGCAGUAGACAUCUGGUUCAGAAAUGACAAGAACAAACAUGACAUUUCAAUCUACCCGUCCUACCACACGGGGUACGAGACCUUCUACUUGAUGGAGAAUCACAUCGACCCAGGCUUCAGGAUCAUCCAGGGCUGCAGCAGAAUGGCCCUCCUGACCCUGAAGUACUUCGGGGACUCCGCCAUCAUCCCCUACAGCCUGGAGAGAUUCCCGGAGGCUGUUAAGCAGACUCUGGAGAGCUUGAAGGGCAGUGGAGACAGAGAUAAACUGGUCAAGAUCUAUGAGAAGUACUCUCUUCUUGAAGAAUCCGUGGAUAACUUCACUGCGGCAACAUCUGCCUUCGCCAACAAGUUGAAGACUUUGGAAAGCAGCCUCAAUGACCCGAUUAUGAUUCGAGCCAUCAACGACCAGAUGAUGAAACUGGAACAGGUGUUUGUGUUACCUGCCGGUCUGCCUGGAAGGCCGGACACCAGACACGCCAUCUUCGCUCCCAGCCAGUUCGACAGCUAUGCUGCAUCCGGCUUCCCCGGGAUAACCGACCUCCUCUACGAGUACGAGGGCCUCGACGCAGGGGGCCAGCGGAAGAAGGGAGAGGAGAUCAAGAGGCACGUCUCCGACCUGACGAUCCUGUUCCAAAGGGCGGCGGGGCUGUUAAAAGAGUUCCACUUCAUCUAGGAAGUUCAGAGAAGAGGUAGAAGAGGAGCUGUACUUCCAAGCGGUAUCUUUCGAACACAUUUUACGUGGUGUCUUGGAAAAGCUGCCAGAAGUUUGUGUUCCUGUGAUACUUGUUUUUGUGUAGUUUUUGAGUAUCUAUUUUAUGGACUGUAAUUAGUAUGUUCAAACUUUUUCAAUUCUGAACUGUAAUUAAUACGUUUAAACUUUCUCUUUUAUGGACUGUAAUUAGUAUGUUUAAGCGUUCUCUUGAAUGGACUGUAAUUAGUAGGUUUACACUUUCUAUUUGAUGGACUGUAAUUGAUACAUUUAAACUUUCUCUUUAAUGGACUGUAAUUAGUAUGUUUAAACUUUUUCUUUAAUGGAUUGUAAUUAGUAUGUUUAAACUUUCUUUUUUAUGGACUGUAAUUAGUAUGUUUAAACUUUCUCUUUUAUGGACUGUAAUUAGUAUUUUUAAACUUUCUC
Messenger RNA from Macrobrachium nipponense, 2900 nucleotides. RefSeq names its product N-acetylated-alpha-linked acidic dipeptidase 2-like. Gene Ontology annotation, molecular function: carboxypeptidase activity. The coding region runs from base 159 to 2438 and encodes 759 amino acids. Lineage: Eukaryota; Metazoa; Arthropoda; Malacostraca; Decapoda; Palaemonidae. The record is from RefSeq and is a predicted model, not a curated record. The transcript is spliced from 18 exons.